Messenger RNA from Symbiodinium necroappetens, 3536 nucleotides. The record is from the annotation of a GenBank genome assembly. NCBI's taxonomy places the organism in Eukaryota, Dinophyceae, Suessiales, Symbiodiniaceae.
GCUGCAGGUUUCCGAAUGUGGAUGGAGAACAGCUGCCAAACGGGCCAAGGAGGCAGUAGCGGGGGGGUGGCUGUUCUGGCAAAACGCCACCUCAACUUCCGUUUCCUGGACAGUUUUCAACUGCAGGGUAAGGGGUUUGUGCUGGCAGUUGCCAGAUUUGCAGGUUCGGACAUUGUGUUCGGCAGUCUUUACCUGGAAACGGGGCAGGACAUAAGCACACCCACCAAUGCCGCCAUCCUGGCCAAAUUGGCGGCAACACUGCAAGCCUUGGCUGUGCCGUGGCUCGUGGCUGGUGACUUUAACUGUGACUUGGACACCAUUCGGCAAACCCGAAUUGCUGAAACCACGAGCGGCGCCUUCAUAGGUGCAGGGGAGGCCACGUGCAGCACAGGCGGCCAAAUUGAUUAUGUCUGGGUCCAUAGACGCCUCCAGGGCCUGACGGCAGUCAGUGUUGCUUGGGCGGUUCCUUGGCGGCCGCACGCGGCACUGCGUGUGCAGCUGCAGUGGGGCGUUGGCCAGCUACCAAUGCUUCAGGUUCUGAAAAAGCCGGCUGUCAGGGCCAAGAGGGAGGCGUCCUUCUCUUGGUCCCCAGCCCCUUUUGUCCGUGUCAUGUCGCAUGUGCAAAUCAACCGUCCCACCCGGUGGUUGGCAGACUUUAGCCACAGCGUUGAGUGCUCCCUUCUGGAGCAUGGAGACGGGGGCCGAGGCUGGAACCUAGCUUGGGUGAGGAAGCCCCUUGCACCCCAGCAGCCGGAGGGCACACAGUGGAAAGGCAACCUCGCUGGUUUUUGGAACCGUCUGGGGGUUUGGUUGGCUUCUUAUCCGGGUACUGUCCCGCCCGGAGUUCAAGCAAAAAUUAAGGAACACCUGGUCAAGGUUGCCGACAACUGGCACGACGACAGCUUGGGCAUGACGGCUGGGGAGUUUGCGGACAGGAUGUGUCUAAGCUUUCCGGACGCAAGCCGGCCACAAGUGUUGGUCGAUGUGGUUAAGACACAACUGCGGAGUGCAGUCCAGAAGGACACCCAGGAACGCAACCAACGAUACCAGGUUCCUUGGCGGCCGCACGCGGCACUGCAUGUGCAGCUGCAGUGGGGCGUUGGCCAGCUACCAAUGCUUCAGGUUCUGAAAAAGCCGGCUGUCAGGGCCAAGAGGGAGGCGUCCUUCUCUUGGUCCCCGGCCCCAUUUGUCCGUGUCAUGUCGCAUGUGCAAAUCAAUCGUCCCACCCGGUGGUUGGCAGACUUUAGCCACAGCGUUGAGUGCUCCCUUCUGGAGCAUGGAGACGGGGGCCGAGGCUGGAACCUAGCUUGGGUGAGGAAGCCCCUUGCACCCCAGCAGCCGGAGGGCACACAGUGGAAAGGCAACCUCGCUGGUUUUUGGAACCGUCUGGGGGUUUGGUUGGUUUCUUAUCCGGGUACUGUCCCGCCCGGAGUUCAAGCAAAGAUUAAGGAACACCUGGUCAAGGUUGCCGACAACUGGCACGACGACAGCUCGGGCAUGACGGCUGGGGAGUUUGCGGACAGGAUGUGUCAAAGCUUUCCGGACGCAAGCCGGCCACAAGUGUUGGUCGAUGUGGUUAAGACACAACUGCGGAGUGCAGUCCAGAAGGACACACAGGAACGCAACCAACGAUACCAGGCGUGGCUUUCCCAGGCUACCUCUGGUCACAUGAGAGCACUUUGGCGGGCACUCAAAACCCAUGAGGCCAAAACCCAGCGUCCAUACCAGGAUCUUGGCUCGGAAGUCCGGAUUCACGCCCGUAGAGCGGGGUGGUGGGAGAUUUGGUGUGCUGCGGACACAGGCCGCGACGCUGGUCAGUUGCGUACCCUGAGCACACAGGUACGAAUGGCGGCGCAAGCGCAGUCGCAGCAGCUGCGACCAAUCAACCUGCAAAGAGCCCAUCACAAGUUCCGAACCAUUGCUCGUAAGGCAUGCGGGCCGGACGAAUGGACGGCUGACAUGCUGCGGGCCCUUGAUCAGGAGGUCUGCAAGCACACGCGCAAGCAUGGGGUGACUGCCCUGGUUGACCUGUCCAGUUUUUACGAACUGGUUCCCCAUGCUGUCUUGCUGAGGGAAGGUUCACUGCAGCCAGUGGGCCUCUACGGCCACCAGGCAACAGGAGUCACACCGCGUAGGUUGAAGUGGAUCCGUCUCCUGUAUGCUGAGGCUCUGGGUCGCAUGAAAAUAGGCUCCGUCAUUUAUGUGCUGGAAGCUAAUGCCGGCCGAACGCGCGACCCAAAGGAAGUCAUCAUGGCACAGCACAUCCAGGCGCACAGCCGCAUGAUGCUACAAUGGCCGCGAGAAGCGGAGGACAGCCUCACGAAGGCUUGGCAAUCGCUGCAGCAGAGUCUCAGUGAAACCCGUUGGCCUUGGCAAAAGGUGACUGGGCCUUUAGCGGCCAUGGUGACUUACCUAAAAGAACUGGGCUGGGAAGCGCAAGGGCCCCGGCACUGGUCAAUCAGCGUACGGACGUACGAUGUGGCAUCCGCCGAGGGGCUCCAUGCAGUGGUGUGGCAUCUCAAAAACGCGAUACAGCAGCAGAGGUGGACAGCGGUUGCUGCCACGCCGGGAGCGGAGGAUGCCGUCAACGGCAUUGAUUGGCAAGCCGCCAAUAAGGCAGUCAAACACCUCGCUCCUCUGGAGAAGACGGCUGUGCAUACUUUGUGGCAGGCAGCGCUCAAAGCAGGACCGGGGGCCUUCUGUCAAAGGUGCCAGACAGAGGCCUCACUCCAACAUGUUCUGUAUGAUUGUGCUAUGUGGGUUGGCCAGGCACUGCCUCCUCCGAGUAUCCUGUCAAUGCAAGCACAAGGCUGUCAUACCAGCCUUUGGUUGCGCGGGCUUCCGGCCAAACGUGCCUUUUACGAAGUUGACUCGAGUGCGGAAAUAAAAGGGGUUUGGCCAGUGCCAGAUGUGACGGAUGUCCGGUUUGCCACGGACGCCACAGGACCGAAGGACCCAAGAGACGGCCCGGUCAUCUGGGGAGUAAUUGCCUUUCGUGUCCUAGACGGGGACCAAGAAGGUGAUUUGAACACAGGCCGAAUCCAGGUGGUGGGGUCCAUCACGGGAGCUGUGUCCCAUGAACAGACAGUUUUCCGUGGCGAGGCCGCGGCGGUCUGCGAGACUGUACAGGCACACCCGGGCGAGGACGAGUUGGACAUCACUUUGGACUGCGAAGGCGUCCUUCGAAGAAUCCUCAGGCGAAACCCAGGACAUAGUAACCGAGACUUGUUGGACCCGGUGCGGGCCGUCGCACACCGGUUGCGGUUAACAUGGAUCAACUCACACCUUGGUAGGAAGGCCUUCGGAGCAAAGUUUGGGCAUGCCGAAGAAUGGCGGCGACAGGCCAACUUUGCGGUUGAUGAGCUGGUCAAAAAACGUGCCCUGCGCAUCGCGGGCCCGACUGUACAAGCAAGUGUCCGGCUGUGGGACAAGCGGGUGCAAGAAGUGCUGCAGUUUCUGGGCCAAAGGGUGUCUUUUCUCCUCACCGCGGACGAGGCGGACAAGGCAGAGGUCCUGUUCCAACCCAAAGCUGAUAG